Molecule: messenger RNA, 4227 nt
Organism: Oxyura jamaicensis (ruddy duck)
Lineage: Eukaryota; Metazoa; Chordata; Aves; Anseriformes; Anatidae
Gene: LARP1B
Product: La ribonucleoprotein 1B
Exons: 14
Coding region: 450-2477 (675 amino acids)
Biological process (GO): mRNA stabilization; positive regulation of translation
Cellular component (GO): cytosol; cytoplasmic stress granule
Molecular function (GO): RNA cap binding
Source: RefSeq, a predicted model, not a curated record
AACUCUAUGGUGAAAGAACUGACCAAGCAUUUCAACCUGAGCUUAAUGCUAGUAUGAUGUAUUACUACGAUGAUGGAACAGGAGUACAGAUGUAUUCUGUGGAUGAAACGCUUCUCAAAGAAUAUAUAAAACGUCAAAUUUGACGCAAAAAGGAAGAAAAAGGCCUCUUUAAGGGCAGAAAGUAUCUGGCAUGUGGCUAUCAACUUCAAAGCUUCUAUUUGCAGUCUUUUUUGUUACUCUUGCUGCCAGGCCCUUGUGAGACCUGACAGUGGACAUGUACCCCCAUGUCAGGAUAAUCGGCCUCCACUGUCCUCAGACAAGUGAGGGAGGAGCACAGACACUCCACUGUUGGCCAGAUUUCUGGGCAUGCAGUGUAGAAUCCAGACCUUCUAAGUGAGUAUUAUUUCAGCACAGAAAACUUGGAAAGAGACUUCUUUCUGAGGAGAAAGAUGGACCAACAAGGAUUUCUACCUGUUUCAUUGAUUGCUAGCUUCCACCGGGUACAAGCUCUGACUACAAAUGCUAUGCUUAUUUUGGAGGCCCUAAAGGACAGCACAGAAGUUGAAACGGUGGAUCAGAGGAUAAGAAAAAGGGUUGAUCCAGAGAAGUGGCCAAUUCCAGGUCCUCCUACAUGCACUCUGCCACAGACUGACUUUUCUCAGCUCAUCAAUUGUCCAGAAUUCAUACCAGGACAAGUUUUUGGCUCUCAUACUGAGUCUGCACCAAGUUCUCCAAGAAUAGGAAGCUCGCUGAGUCCAAAGGAAAACACUGAAACAAGUAAUUUUCAGAUGAUGUCUAAAGGAUUGUCUACAAGUUUGCCUGAUUUGGACUCUGAACCUUGGAUAGAAGUGAAGAAGAGGCAUCGUGCAUCCACAGUCAAAGUAAAGGAAUGUGUUUCUGUACCUGAUCAAAUGUCAGAUCAACAACAGCCACCCCCACCUUCAGAGGAACAAGAACAAGAAGAACUUGAUUUUUUGUUUGAUGAAGAGAUGGAACAGAUUCAAGGUCGUAAGAAUAAACUUACUGAUUGGUCAGAAAGCGAUUCAGAUUAUGAAAUUGAUGAUCAGGACGUAAACAAGAUUUUGAUUGUAACACAGACGCCACCAUAUAUGAGAAAACAUUGUAGUGAAGAUCAUACUGGCAACCAUGUAUGUCAUGCAAAAAUUACAUCAGAACUUGCUAAAGUUAUUAAUGAUGGCUUAUACUAUUAUGAACAAGACUUGUGGAUGGAGCAGAGUGAAAAUGACAGUACAAUGAAGCAAGAGAUUGAGAACUUUAAGAAGCUAAAUCUCAUUAGUAAGGAAGAGUUUGAUAAUCUUGCAACAGAACCAAUCGCUGAUCCAACUGAGGAAAUUCCUCCAGGGUCUUCAGGGUUAGAGAAAGUAGAGGAGCUGGCUUGUAAUUCAUUCGGUAUUGAAGCACCUCCAACAGUGAUGAUGGCUCAGUCACUGCCAACAGUAGUUCCAGAAUCUCCCGGUGUUCACCCUGGCUUCACUCCACGAACCCCUCGCACCCCAAGGCUACAAGAUCCCAACAAAACACCCAGGUUCUACCCUGUUGUUAAAGAAGCACAGUCCAUUGAUGUAAAGACUCCAAGAAAAAGAAAAACACGACACAGUACAAAUCCUCCCUUAGAAUGCCAUGUUGGUUGGGUGAUGGAUUCCAGAGACCAUAGGCCAAGAACUUCCUCUGUGAGCAGUUCCAGUGCUUCACCCUCAGAAGGAGCUCCGCUCGCAGGAGGUUACGGGUGUACCCCAAAUUCUCUUCCAAAAUUUCAGCAUCCUUCUCACGAACUGUUAAAGGAAAAUGGCUUUACACAACAGGUCUACCACAAAUACCAUCGGAGAUGUCUAAUGGAGAGGAAACGGUUGGGAAUUGGCCAGUCCCAAGAAAUGAACACACUUUUUCGUUUCUGGUCCUUUUUUCUGAGAGAUCACUUUAACAAGAAAAUGUAUGAAGAAUUCAGACAACUUGCUCUAGAUGAUGCAAAAGAACACUACAGGUAUGGAUUGGAAUGCUUGUUUCGAUUUUACAGCUAUGGCUUGGAAAAGAAAUUCAGGCAAGAAAUAUUCAAGGACUUCCAAGAAGAAACAAAGAGGGACUAUGAAGCUGGUCAGCUUUAUGGACUGGAAAAAUUUUGGGCUUACCUAAAAUACUCUCAGCACAAAACACCAGCCAUUGACCCCAAACUGCAAGAAUACCUUAGUAAAUUUAGAAGACUGGAGGACUUCAGAGUGGAUCCUCCUAUUAGUGAAGAACCUGGCAGGAGAAGACCGUUUGCUGCAACAGGUGAGGAUUCAGGUCAUCGCAGACAACUGUCUAAUUCUUCUAAAAUACUUCUUGCGGCUCAUCCCACAGCUGCCAGUCAGUCCCAGACACUGGAAGACGUUAUCAGUGGGAGUACUGCACAAGCGCACAUAGUAGGCCAUAAUAAUGCUGCCACAAAAUUGAUAGAAAGUGAUGUACCAGAAAAAUAGACUAAGACUUGCGCCCUUGAGAAUCAAUUUUACAUCGCUAUUUCAAUUUGGAGAUCUCCAAGGUGAGCCAAUCUAAUAUGUGAUUAAAAGUGUAUGGGAAGACAAAAGUUUGCAUUUUCUUUUUCGGAGGAUUAAGUCCCAAAACGCUUACCCUAGGAAAGUCGUUCUGGGUUUUGGGAUCAUCAGGAAGGUCCUAGGGAAGAUGCUUUGGCUUCAGUAUUGCUUUCCUCAAGCUUUUGUUUACAAAAAACUGCAUUCCUUGCAUAUGCAAAAAAAUACUUUGGGGAUGCCUUACAUUUCAGCUCAUAUUUCUUUAAAAAAAAAAAAAAGAUAUGAUAUAUCCAUCUUAUUUACUGUGCAUUCUUUGUCCUGAUUUUCCCAUUAUUUGUAUUUUAAGCAAACAAGAUGACAUGUAUAAUUUUAAAUGUAAAGAAGGAUUUAUGUGAUUGGUUUGCUCUCAAAUCUGUAACUAUAAAAAGUAUGUUUUUGUGUAAAAGCACUCAAGAAUGUGCAGCUAUAUAUGAAACUGCAUUGCUGGAUUCUAUUUAAAGACAUAGUAUAUAUUUUUUUCAGGGUCUCCAUAGUUAGUAUUAAGUAUGAAGUAUGGACAUAACUGGGAUAGUUUUGCAGAUACUUCCUUCAGUACUGGUUAUUAAUAGGCAACAGUAAAAUACAGGGAAAAAUGGAUCUGUUGAUUUUAUAGCGUCUUAAAUUAACAUACAGUAUCUGCAAUUUGUGCAGGUUAUUAAAAUAGCAAACUUCAAAUUAUUUUCAAUUUGAGAGGUAAUUUCAUCUGAAUUCUCCUAUGAUUAUAAAGUACCCUAACAGAAGAGGCGUAACUUCUUGAAGACUCUUUUUCUCUGUAUUUCAAGGAAUAAAAAUUAGUUUGGAGGGAAAUAAAGUGUUCCUUGUGAACUUUUUUUUUUUUUUUUGCUUUAUUUUGCAAUAUAUGAAUGAAGUUCUGCUGAAAUUGCGCUAGCUAAGAUUAAUAAUUUCAAACAGGUCUAAAUACAAUUUCACUGAAUUUAAGUUAUUGAAAUACAACUUCAUUUCUGUAGCUAAAGGAUAGGGGUGGUUAUAUCCCGUAAUUUCUUACUAUUUUUUUUACUUUGAUUAAAAAAAAAAAAAAAAAAAAAAAACACAUUCAAAAUUAACUGAGUGUGUAAUUUAUUUCUUCCAAGGGUAGGUGAAAAGAACUUCAGCUUUUUGUUACUGGUUAGCUGUGAAAAAGCCCUCAGUUGAAAACUGUCUAGCACAACUGCCUUAACCCCUGAAUGUGUCCGAACAGAAUGAACAUUCUUAUUAUGGAGUUUCAUACUUGUAUCACAUCUCAGAAGUUGUUAUAAAAAGUCCAUUAAUUUUUUUCAGUCAUUGUCUUGUGAAUCGCACUGAAAUGAAUUAUGAAUACCUGCACUGUAAAUGCAUACCGUAGCAGUGGCUUGGCCAACAGUUAACAGUUUCAAUACAAAAUUGAGCCUUUUGUUAAGUAGUUGUUCAUAUUCAUUUAUAACAGGCCACUUAAGUAACAUCCUUUCAAUAUGCUGAAGUGACACAUCUCAAUCCCAGGUUCGAUCCCUGCCUCUUGCUAUCCAUGAAAAUGAUGAAAAUGUAAAUUUGGAUUGAAGUUGUAUAUAAAAGAAGUACUUAUUUCCUUUCACUUUUUUCAUUGGACAAUAUGCAGAUUAAGCUUUUAGUGUGUAAUUUUGUGAUAUCUUGACAAGUUUUAUAAAAAUAUCCCAAAAAACUCUAA